Messenger RNA from Alnus glutinosa, 1470 nucleotides. RefSeq lists its product as uncharacterized. The transcript is spliced from 2 exons. Gene Ontology annotation, molecular function: protein dimerization activity. The record is from RefSeq and is a predicted model, not a curated record. Lineage: Eukaryota; Viridiplantae; Streptophyta; Magnoliopsida; Fagales; Betulaceae. The coding region runs from base 1 to 1470 and encodes 489 amino acids.
AUGGAUAAAUUAUUGAAUGCACAAAGUACUAAACAAAUUCAAAAUAAUCGACUACGUAUAAAAACUUCUAUUGAUGUUGUUCGGUGGCUUGCAUUUCAAGGAUGUGCUUUUAGAGGUCAUGAUGAGACUCUUGAUUCAAAAAAUCGAGGAAAUUUUCUUGAGAUGAUUAAAAUUUUGGCAUCAUAUAUUGAAAAAGUUGCAACAGUUGUUUUGGAAAAUGCUCCUAAAUCUGCAAAGUAUACUUCACAUAGAAUUCAAAAGGAGAUUUUGCAAGUCAUGGCAAGUAAAGUGCGAGAUAAAAUUCGUGAAGAUAUUGGAGACUCUAAAUUUUGCAUUAUUGUUGAUGACGCACGAGAUGAGUCUAAAAGAGAACAAAUGGCUAUUGUUUUGAGAUUUGUUGACAAAUAUGGUUUUAUACAAAAACGCUUCUUUGAUCUUGUUUAUGUUAAAGAUAUAUCGGCAUUGACUCUCAAGAAUAAAAUAUCUGAUGUUCUUUCUCAUCAUGGACUUGACAUUCAAAAUAUUCGUGGACAAGGAUAUGAUGGUGCUAGUAAUAUGCAUGGUAAAUGGAAAGGAUUGCAGGCAUUAUUUCUUAAUGAUUGUCCUUAUGCAUACUAUGUUCAUGGUUUUGCUCGCCAAUUGCAAUUAGCAUUAGUUGCUGCAUCUAGAGAAGUGAUUUAUGUUCAUGAGUUCUUCACAAAUUUGAAUUUCAUUAUCAAUAUGGUUGGUGCUUUAUUUUCUGCUGCAAAAAUACUUAUCCAAAAGCCGAGAGAUGAUGAUUGGGAGAAAUUGCUUGAGAGUGUUGCCUUUUUCUCCAAAAAAUUUGAAAUUGACAUCCCAAACUUGAGUGCUCGUUAUAUUGAAGGUCGAGGUCGUAAUGAACAGAAUCACAUUACAGUGGAGCAUCAUUAUCAUUUUGACAUAUUCAAUACUGCCAUAGACUUUCAACUGCAAGAGCUUAAUUGUAGAUUUGGUGAAAGGGCAGUCAAACUUUUGACACUUAGCUCAGCUUUGGAUCCAAAGGAUGGUUAUAAAUCAUUUAAAAUUGAUGAUAUAUGUAGUCUUACGAAGGUAUAUUAUCCUCUUGAUUUUUCUGAGCAGAAGAAAAUUAAUUUGGGACUCUGGUUGAAGUAUUUUGAACUUGAUGUGCAAAAUGAUUUGAAGUUGCAAAAUUUGUCUUCCGUUGCAGAAUUAUGUCAAGGAUUGGCAGAGACAGGAAAAUCAAAGACAUACUAUCUUAUUGAUAGAUUGAUUCGUCUUGUUUUGACUCUUCCAAUGUCUACAGCGACUAUCGAACGAGCCUUUUCAGGUAUGAAAAUUGUUAAAACAAGACUUCGCAACAAAAUAGAUGAUGAAUUUCUUGCAAAUAGUUUAGUUGUAUAUAUUGAAAGGGAAAUUGGUGAGAGCUUCAAUUUAGAUUCGAUACUUGAUGAUUUUGUUUCUCUAAAAGGACGUAAAUUAGAUUUUUGA